UCUAUAAAGCACCCCCAGCAGUGAGUGUUAGCGGACAGUCAUUGCCGUUCCUGUGGGUUUGCAUUGUCCAGCUACGUAUAUCCACACCGGACCCAAGUAGGCAGGAAAAAUGAAGUCCCUCGUCCUGGUGGCUCUUGCUGCCUGCUUCUUGCAAGCUGGUGUUGCUCUUAAAAUUGCUGCUUUUAAUAUUGAAAGAUUCAGCGCCACAAAGGUUGAUGACCCGGUCGUCUUAAAUCUUCUCAUCCAGAUCUUGAGAAGAUAUGAGCUUAUUGCUGUUCAAGAAGUCAUGAAUAGAGAUGACACAGCUAUUACCAGGCUUGUCCAGGAACUCAACAACGACACUGGUCUUAGCUACAAUUUAUUAAUCUCCGAUCAUCUGGGACGCAGCACCUACAGGGAGAAAUAUGUAUAUGUGUACAGAGAAGACAUACUGAAGCCAACAGAAUGGUUCCACUACGACGACGGCUGUGAAAAUUGUGGUACAGACGUGUUCAUGCGGGAACCUUUCGUGGCUCGUUUUUCAUCCCUUACUACAGAGGUGAAAGACUUUGCCCUGGCCACCAUUCACACCAGCCCUGACUACGCGGUGCGGGAGGUGGAUGCCCUCUUUGACGUGUGGGAAGAUGCCAAGCAGAGGCUACUCAUGGAGGACAUUAUUAUCUUGGGUGACUAUAAUGCUGGCUGCAGUUACGUGAAGAGUACGCACUGGCCCAUGAUCCGGCUCCGUCAGGAAGCCAGCCUGCACUGGCUGAUUGGUGAUAAUGCAGAUACCACCGUGAGCACCAACACAAACUGCCCAUAUGACAGGAUUGUAGUUGGUGGAUCAAGUCUACAGAACUCAGUUGUCCCUGGCUCAGCAAAGGCUUUCAACUACCAGGAGGCAUACGGACUCACUUAUGAGGAGACCAAGGCAGCUUCUGAUCACUAUCCAGUGGAGGUUGAACUACGUAAUGACCCUUUUUACAACGGUCAGAAAUUUGGAGUCAGCGCUGGUAUUGGGAUAAGCGGAGGCCUUGCCCAAAAUGGUGUCUGUGACUGUGUGGGGGUGGACUUUUCAUCCUGCGUGGGGCGCUGCGGUGCCAAUUCGAGUAGCUACCCCUGUAACUGCAAUGCCACGUGUAGCAGCAGCCAAAAGUGUUGUGCUGACUAUGCAGCCGUCUGCAAAAUGUAAUGUGAAUACUUUGUGUGAACGUGUAUUUGUGAUGCAUAAAAUUGUUUAGGCCACCAAUAAAUCAUUCUUAUCAAGUA
This is a messenger RNA of Rana temporaria (common frog), 1248 nucleotides long. Its product is annotated as deoxyribonuclease-1-like. Gene Ontology annotation, biological process: DNA catabolic process. The transcript is spliced from 10 exons. Gene Ontology annotation, molecular function: DNA nuclease activity. Gene Ontology annotation, cellular component: nucleus. The coding region runs from base 110 to 1171 and encodes 353 amino acids. The record is from RefSeq and is a predicted model, not a curated record. Lineage: Eukaryota; Metazoa; Chordata; Amphibia; Anura; Ranidae.